Molecule: messenger RNA, 2265 nt
Organism: Leptidea sinapis
Lineage: Eukaryota; Metazoa; Arthropoda; Insecta; Lepidoptera; Pieridae
Exons: 4
Coding region: 12-779 (255 amino acids)
Source: RefSeq, a predicted model, not a curated record
UUAUAAACACAAUGUCAAAAUUAGAUGACCUGUUUGACAAAAAGAAGGAUGAGGCACCAAUGCUGGAUUUAUCGAAAGUGGUUAUCAAUACAGCCGACGAAUAUAGAGCAGUAUUGGAUAAAGUUCCCGACUUCAAGACUCGACCUGAAAAGGUUAGAACUGAAGAUAUCAAAAUAAAAGAUAGGAAAGAGGACCAAAAAACAAAAACACCAAAAAAAGAAAUAAGAGCGUAUGAGAAGUUAGGAACUCGAGGCUACGAAGAAACACAUUUCACAUUUAUGGAUCCGAUACCUGUAGAGAUGCAAGGGUUAAAAUUUGACGAUAUUUGUGCGGUGCCUAUCGAAUGGCGAAUGCUUACAUCAAUUCGUCCCAAAUCUAAACAAGAUGAAGAAUAUUUUAACAGGUUAAUUGAAUUGGGCAAAUCGGAGCUAAAAACAAAGGCUAAGGAGAAAAGGGAUCAAGCAAAAUUCAACAUGAUUAAAAAAACAAAGAACCGUGCAGGUGUAACAGAAACAAGAAUUAUCUCUUGUUCCGAAUGCGGAGAAGAAUAUUGUAAUGGUAAAAUGUGCGUGAUCACAAAUUACGAUAUGUUUGCCCGUUUGAAACUAGAAGUGGAGCCAAAAACGAGACGGGCCCAAGCCAGUCCAGCACAAGUUGGCAAACUGCGGCGAAAGAAGCGAGCACGGCGAAAACCUCGCAGCAAAAGUGCGGCGCCCCUAGCGGGCAGUCGGAAGCCAGCGAGCAGAAAACAUGGCACUCGAAGUGAUUCGGAGUUGUAAAAUUCACACUGUUUCUAAAGAUUAAAUAGAUGUAGUCACAGACUGACAUAUUAGUCCAAUGUUAAAAGCGGUAAAGUUCGGCUGGAGCUUGGACAUCUCAACUACUACACGAAUUUUGUAAAUGAUGUACAGUUAACGCGCGAGUUGAAUUCAUUCGUGACCUGGCGUAAAGAGCGGGAGCAAUUCCCUCCACUAUUCGCACGCCUCGCCACGCGCACCUACAGUAUACUGCUGUGCCGUAGUCGUCGCUUACAGUGUUAUCGCGAUACUAAUGUCCCGUGUUAUCUUUUUGAUUUGAAUAAAUACUGAACCCAGUCCCAUGAGAAUCCAUUCCAAAAAAAAUUAAUAAUAUUUUUUUCAUCAUUUCAACGCAGUGUAUGGUAAACUUGAAGUAUUGCUUAAAUUUAUCGACACACUCAUAAUUGUGGUCAUCGAUUAUAAUUAGGACACAGCACUAUCGCAUUCCUGAACUCUACAUUGAACUCGCGCUUAAUCUAUACUUAUUUCAUAACCUGAAUUUAAAAUAAGAAUUAGUCAGAAAACUUCACCAUUACGGUAUUCAAAAUAAAGCAUUGGACUUAACGACAUCCUAUUUAAAUUGUAGACUACAAAAGGUGGAUGUCAAUGGAAAGCGGUCCUCUGGAUCAAUAAUUAAAAUGGGGGCUCCACAGGAGCCCAUUUUAGGACCUUUUCUAUUCCUUAUUUAUAUAAAUGAUCUCCCGUAUAUUGCAAAGGAUAAAUAUCAAAUUGUGUUGUUUGCUGAUGAUACAUUACUCAUGUUUAAAAUACACCGUUGCUUACCAAAUUUUGAUGUUGUUAACAAUGCUUUAACUAAACUUGUACAUUGGUUUGAAGCUAAUAACUUGUUACUUAACGGUAAUAAAACGAAGUGCAUUAAAUUUACUUUACCUAAUGUUAAACAACUGUCAAUGGAUAUACAGCAACGAGAAAUUAGAUAUAGUUGAUACCGCUGUUUUUCUUGGAAUAACGCUAGAUGCCAAACUCCAAUGGGGCCCUCAUAUAGAAAACUUAUCGAAUAUUGAGAUUGUCACAGUGAGUUUCUUGCCACUUCUUCUUAUUAAAGCUCAACCCUCAAAGGCAGUGGAAUAAAAAGAAAAGUCAUUUCCUUGACCUGCAUGAAUAUAGUGAUUUUGAUUUGAUUACCCUAAGGGAUUGAGCUUUUGAUUUCUGUUAGUAAAAAUAUAAUAUUAAUAUAUAAUAUUAAUUACAAGUUUAAGCAGAAUUGUCAAAUUGUAAGUAGAGGUAUUUGGUGAGUAUUGCAUGAUAUGUAAUUAAGAUUCUUUUGUUGUUGUUUUCUUGAGUUUUCGUAACAGGUUUCGUCAUGCUCGCUUAAAUGUCACUGCUUGUGGCGGCGACAUGGGACGGGUCGUCCCCUUCCCUAAAAUAUGGUUGAGGGAGGCGAUGGCUGGCUCAUGCGUCAUGCUCGUGAACGGGCGCUGCUUGUGGUGGCAGGAUGAUCCUGUUU